Molecule: messenger RNA, 2079 nt
Organism: Cotesia congregata
Lineage: Eukaryota; Metazoa; Arthropoda; Insecta; Hymenoptera; Braconidae
Source: the annotation of a GenBank genome assembly
AUGAGUAAUGCAGCCAACCAAAAUGGAUCAGGUCUAGAGCAGCGUUUAGCUGAUCUGGACUUGCAGGACUCUCACCAACCAAGUGGGGGUCGCUACGUACCACCGCAUUUACGCAAUAAACCUACUAACGGGACACCUGGCAGAGAGGAACCCUCUUCCAAUUCGCGUUAUCAGGAGAGAGAUCGCGGUAACUCACGGGAACAAGAUCGUGAGAGGGAUCAUGGUAGCAGUUACAGAGACGUCAGGGUCAACCGUGACGCUGAUUUCGGGAAUUUCGGGCGCAACAGACGCCCUCAGGAGAACGGACGAGACUUUCGUUCUGGAGGAUACGGCGAGCGAGAUCGCCCGGUGGGAAAUGACCGUUGGAACGAGCAGAAAAACGACCGCUGGCAGGACAAUAGAAAUGAGUCCCGCGGUGGGUCUAUGGGAGGCAGAUGGAAGGAUGAGUCUGGAUCAGGAGGAAAAGGAGGCAGAGGCGAGGUGGACUGGACAAUUCCCACCACCCGAGACGAACGUCUCGAGCAAGAGCUCUUUGGAAUCGGCAACACGGGUAUUAACUUUAGCAAAUAUGAGGAUAUCCCGGUUGAGGCGACUGGCGACAACAUACCGAGCCACAUCACAUCUUUCAGCGAGGUCAAGCUGACAGAGAUAAUAAGAAACAGCAUCACUUUAGCUGGUUACGAUACUCCGACGCCGGUUCAGAAGUAUGCUAUUCCGAUAAUAAUUAGUCGUCGUGAUGUGAUGGCCUGCGCUCAGACCGGCUCCGGCAAGACUGCGGCAUUCUUAGUGCCAAUUUUGAACCAGAUUUAUGAGGGCGGUCCUCUUCCACCCCCACCCCAGGCCGCAGGUGGCCGACGUAAACAAUAUCCUCUAGGUCUAGUAUUAGCUCCGACUCGUGAAUUAGCGACUCAGAUUUAUGAUGAGGCUCGUAAAUUUGCCUAUAGAUCUCGAAUGCGACCUGCUGUUGUCUACGGUGGAUCUAACAUUGCGGACCAGAUGCGCGAGCUGGAUCGUGGCUGUCAUUUAUUAGUAGCUACACCUGGUCGGCUCGUUGACAUGCUUGGCCGCGGUAAAAUUGGACUGCACAACUGCCGUUUCCUGGUUCUCGAUGAGGCUGAUCGUAUGUUGGACAUGGGUUUUGAGCCCCAAAUUCGGCGCAUCGUCGAAGAAGACACUAUGCCAGGUACUGGAGAACGUCAGACGCUCAUGUUCUCAGCAACGUUCCCCAAAGAAAUCCAGAUGCUUGCUCGUGAUUUCCUCAGUAAUUAUAUUUUCUUGGCUGUUGGUCGCGUCGGUUCGACCUCUGAGAAUAUUACACAGAAAAUCGUCUGGGUGGAAGAGCACGACAAGCGAUCAUAUUUACUAGAUUUAUUACAAGCGUCUUCUUAUGAGAACGCCGAAGAGUCCCUUACCCUGGUGUUCGUGGAGACCAAAAAGGGAGCAGACAUGCUCGAGGACUUCCUCCACUCCAUGGGUUACCCGGUGACAAGUAUCCACGGCGACAGAACUCAGCGCGAGCGUGAGGACGCUCUGCGUAGAUUUCGCGGAGGAAAAACCCCCAUUCUCGUAGCCACUGCUGUCGCCGCUCGUGGUUUGGACAUUCCACACGUUAAGCACGUUAUUAACUUUGAUUUACCUGGUGAUGUCGAGGAGUACGUUCAUCGUAUUGGUCGUACCGGACGUAUGGGUAAUCUUGGACUCGCCACGUCUUUCUUCAAUGGCAAGAAUCAUAAUCUGGUACGUGAUCUGGUGUCACUGUUAGUUGAGGCUAAUCAAGAGCUUCCACCGUGGCUCGAGAACUUGUUCUCUGAUGUCAAGCACUCAGGAGGAGCUAGACGUCCUGGUGGAACCACUAAGAACACUCGUUUUGGCAGCGGGGGAUUUGGUGCUAGAGAUUACCGUCAGCAACCUAGCUCUGGCAUGGGCAACCGUAAUGGCCCUUCAAGCAGACCUGGUGGUUAUGGUGGAAGCUACGGUGGUGGUGGUGGUGGUGGCGGAUAUGGAGGCAACUUUAAUUCAUCAUACAACACAGCUAAUAAUGGUGGCAAUUGUGGUGGUACUGACUGGUGGGGAAAAUAG